Molecule: messenger RNA, 4152 nt
Organism: Plasmopara halstedii
Lineage: Eukaryota; Oomycota; Peronosporomycetes; Peronosporales; Peronosporaceae
Exons: 1
Coding region: 1-4152 (1383 amino acids)
Source: RefSeq, a predicted model, not a curated record
AUGGAGCUAUCCAGUUACUCUGGCAAAAAGUCUCAAUUGGGUCGCCGAACCAAUAGUUCUGAGGAUGUUUUUGCGAUAAAAUCGCCCUUGUUCGACGAGAAGAAGAACGGGCCGAGGUCUUGUCCGACCAAUUUUCAAGAUAAACGUGCGGUUUCAACCAUAUUUUUGCCAAAUAAACGACAAUCCAAACCAAGAGGGGAACUUAUUGCAUCUAAGUUGCUACCGACUCGCGAUCGUAUUGAUAAUAUGCUUACAUAUAUGCAUGAAUUGCAAGUAUCAGAGGCCAGCCUGCAGAAACAAUUGAUGACAACAAAACGACAUACAGAUGAAGAGUUAAACCUUUUGAUGUCGAAACUUGAUGAAUUGCAGCGGACGAUGCAGAAUGUUGAGAGGGAGAGACAAUCAACUCAAGCGAGAUUGAAAGAGAAGGAGAAGUGUAUUCGUAAGCUUGCAGCCAAGUUAAAAAAAGCAAAAGCUACUCAACCUAAAAGAAACACUUUUGUACGUAAAUGUGGUGUUCCUGAUGAUUCAUUGCCAUCAAUCGCAGAAGAAGACGCUAUGGACGAAGAUAAGAAAUCGCCCACCGUCGAACAAAGUCGACUAACAAACGUAUCGAAACGAGUAGACUCUUUGGUUGACAUAUCAGCACUUCCUAAAAAAAAUGAUUUUGCGAGUAAGGCAGCCAUUGAUGAUUUUCAUCGAUCUCAGUUACAGCUCAACGAGGAAAUCACUGAGUUAGCUUCACUCUCACCACGCUCUCUAAACCGACCCCUUUGGGACCCAUGGGCAUCGGGUGGUACUACUCCAAUGGAAAAUAUGCCUCCGGUCUUUACGAUCGCUCCAACAGAGCUAUACGCCAAAGCUACUGUUGUGUCGACUGAUAUUACAAAGCCAGUCGCUAUGAAUGUGGAAGAUGACGAGCUCAAAUCAGUAUUGAUGUCCUCAAGUUCCGCAUCAGUAAAAGACACUGUUAUGCAUAAUAAACAGCAGCACACCCCUUUGGUUGUGACACUCGAGCGAGAAGAGGGUGCUUUUGCCAAAUCACAGUGGCUUGCUUCUGCAACCAAUGCUGGCUCGUCAUGCUCGCGUUUAAAUCAGCAACCUCCAAGAGUGAUGGAAGCUCAGAUUGAAGAUGGACAAAAUACGACAAAAGACAGUGCAAUAACCGAGUUUUUGUCACCAAAUGACUCAGUGCUAUGCAUUAAACCAAUGCCUUCAAUCUGCGAGAGCUCAAACGAGCUCAAAGGGAACUGUUCUGCUGUUUUGGAUGAUAAGGCACACAGUCAGAUAAAUCAACAAAAUUUUCAAUCACCCAAGGUCGCCUUUCCGUCAAGUAGCUCUGCAGUUUCUCCUUCCACAACUAUUGCUAAACUAUGUUCCACCCUGACAGGGCAACAAGCUGAAAGUAACAGCGUUCCGAAGAAGAUAGAUUUACAAGAUCGUGAGGGAGCUCUUGGGAUCAUGAGUCCAAAUGUUGCACAAAAGACCAAAGUCAAUUCCUAUCCUUCUUGUGCGAGUUUGAAUACUCUUGUCCACGCCGCUUCACAUCAAAAUAAUGAUAAGGCCAUAACUGGAGAACUUGAGGCACUGUUGACUGAUUUCUUUGCAGAAGUGGACAAAAAACGUGUGAAAAUGGCGACAGUAUAUGGAAAAAGGUAUGCGGGUCGCGAAAAUCGCCUAUUCGCUGAGCUGACAAAGCGAUACGGCGCAGCAAAAGUGGCUGCAAUGAAGACACGAUAUGAGAACAGUAAGCACGCUUCUACAUUCAGGAACAGCGGUGGCAGCGAAAAUGAAGACAAUAAUGCAACCAAGUUAUCAAAUAAGUCGGAUCAUGCAAUGAUAAGCGCUCUACAACAUCAAAAGUCCUUGCAAUCUCCUACUCCAGACAGUGAUGUUAACGGCCAUGUCCCUUAUUUACCCUCCGAUUCCCAUUCGUCUGCAAACGUUCAUACACCAAGCAAAGAUCGACGGAAAGAGGCAAGAAGAGCUGAUUCUGGAUUGAGCCCGAGUGGAGAAGAUAUGACGGACCUUUUGAAUCAUGCGUCAUCACAACGUUAUUCUGUGAACACUAUUCCGCCUUCGACGAACCCAACUCCAUCUGUUUUAACUUCAAAGACGAGUCGUAAAAGUGAGGAUACGCUUGUGAAAGGAAUAGAUGGCUCACCACGGAUGAAUAUUUCCCAAUCAAUUCAGUUUAGUGCACCAUCUAGUGCGUCAUCUCAUCAGUCUGGGAUGCAGACGAGCGAUGCUACCUUUCCAGAACUCUAUCAACGCCAUGAUGCAUCUGAAGAGAGUAACAAAGAUCAGACAAAUAAGCCUUCUACUUCAACCUUUGAGGGCCUACUAGAGGACUUGUACAGACACCAUCAGCCUGACAAGAUAAACCAUGCAUCUAUUAUCGUGAAGCAGUAUGCCGGAAAGGAGGGGGAGCUUGUUAAACUGCUUAAAAGAAAAUAUGGUGCAUUGAGCGUGAAGCGGCUUGAAAUAAAGUUGGAGGUGCUAAAGCAGGCUCACAAAGCCCGCACUGGUGCCAAAAUGGCCUGUCAAAAGCGCAGUCGGUUUUUUAUAACCAUUUCGUUUACAUUUUGGCUUCUGGCGCUUUUGGGUGUGUCCUGUAUUGCUUUAUUUGUCAGUUUCGUCGCGUUGGAUGCUUGGAAAUGCCAUGCCGUUGGCAAAGUCCAGCAUAAAUCUGAAGUAACAGAUAAGUGUUUUUUGUUAAAAGAUAAUCUGGAGAAUUUUACGUACGAGCGAGUUGCUGACUACAUGAGCCGAUCUUACCCAGAUAUUUGCUAUUGUUCAGAGUUGAAAGCUCGCCAAAAUGCUCUGUUCGAAAACAUUUCACUUGGUAACAUUGAGGAUCUGGUAAGGCUGGCAGCGUUUUCUCCUAACUUUCCUGGCAGAUCAUGGAUCGAAAGGUUAAAGGAACAAAAUGUAAUGAAACCUGCGGCUGACUUAUUGCAAAGUUUUCGAUCAUUUGGCUGGCCCGCUCUUCUAGACUUUAGAGGAAUCAGCGAUGACUCUGAAAAAAUUUCCCAGUCCACUAAAGAUGUAAACAAUAGCGUUGCUCAUACUUUACCGUUGGUCAAUAACAGAGAAAGCAAUGAUUACACGUUGAAGCAACAUGCCAAAACUAGGGAAAUCGAGAUCGAAGCAGAAAGUGAUGAGCAAAUGGCUGACGAGAUUAGAGCUGCAAGUGGACUUGAUACCUUAGAAGAAAGCUCAAUUAGAGAACACCUUUUCGAUAAAGCUGACGUCACGGCGAAGAAGACAUCAGAGGAGGAUAUACUGACCGAACAACAAUUUGUAGCCAUCGUCGAAGAGAGUGUGGCGUUUCCAUCAAAAGCUAAUGAAUAUUACGAUGUGAAGGAAUUAGUUGACGUGGCUGAGCCGGACGAGACGUUAUUUCUCGUAAAGCCUGAUGGAUUUAUUACAACCAAAGCUAAAGUGGAUGAUACUAAAAAUGACGCAACCAGGACACACACGCAGCACGACUCUGAUUUUAGCCUGUUGGAGAAAAAUGGAUACGUUGAAGGCGACGGUAAUAAGGCUGCUUCUAACAUAAAAGCAUUUGGGUCCGUAAUUGCUUACUGCGAAGUGCCAGAUCUUGCGAAAAUGACAAUCGCAAACUUGUCUUACGAGAGGAAUGCAGCUGAAUUGACUAACGUCGUAGAGAAUGAAGUCCGCCAGAAAAGCGUGAGCUUGUCGCUGCCCGAUACAGAAGUUGAUGUACUGGAAAUGGCCGCUGAAUACACCGAAACUUUAUUUUCUGGUUCGGCGAAAAACUCUGAGCUGUUGGUGAUUGAUAAGGAGGAGGCUAACAAGGUCAAGCUGGAUAGCGAUUUUUUGGUGGAUGAGCCUGAGUCAGUGCUCCAUGCUGCCGACCCCACGAUUGUGGUUGGUACUGACGUCAACAUCGAAAAAAUCAAAGAGGAUCACUUUAAGUCUGACAGAAUCGUAUAUGAGAAGCCCCUAGCGAUCAAGAAUACAGAAGCAUUGAUCGCAACAAUAGUACCUCAUAUAAAUGCUGAAAGUGACGAGGACAAUGAAGAGGAAAAAGAGUUAAGAAUUAUGGAAGAGCUCGACAAUCCCGGUGAAUUGCUUCGCAUGGCUGAACGAGCUGCUGUUGCUGAGCUUUUAGCGAUGGAAAUCUAA